GUUGAAUGGCCCGGCCUCUCUCCUCUCAACCCAUCCACGGGAUGCUGGUGCGCAGCAUAGACGAAAGAACAGCUGGAGACGGGGCUUGGCCGGGCAAGGAUGGGGCUUGCUGUUGCUGAAUACCACAGGUACUCGUAUGUGCCAGGCGAGAGAAAUCAUGGACGGGGGGCGAGGGCAGCCAAUUCCUCUUGUGGCCGCUGCAGAAUAUUACCCUGGUCAAGCCCACUUCAAGGGUCCCGAAGCGGAUGUCAGGAUGGCCGAGUCAUGUGUUAAAACCGCUGUUUGCGCCCAGGAGACGGACGAGCCAACAAGUCUAUCAAGCAAAGAGAGGUGCACAAUAGGCUCUGUCGAACGAUUUGAAGGGAGAGUACGGAGAAGGGAGGCGUUGCAUAUCCCAAGGGCACAAACAAAGGUACUAAGACAUCGGUCCUGCGUCCAUAAUAUGCGAGGGCUGUACCUGACCAGUACGAGUUCUCCGUUCGUUCAUCGAGGUGGUAUUGCCGCAGCAUUGUGUCCAUCACUGGCGGCGACAACACCCCAGCCUGCAUACAGGCACAUACAGCCUAGAUGCAUGUACGGGUUGCUCUUUUCGAUGGUCAGCAUGCGCACAAACAUCCUACAGGCAGUUGCAUUGUAUCCGCAGCUGGAACAAGCUUCACCACCUUGCUGGGGAUAGACAGCCGCUCGGGGGUUCCAUGAAAGGAGAUGCCAGUCAUGACAGCCUCAAGACAGGACCAAGGUGGUCCAGGCUUCGGCUGUCGAUGAUUGACGCAGCUAAUAAUACGCACGGGGGCCG
Trichoderma harzianum CBS 226.95 is the source of this 796-nucleotide messenger RNA. RefSeq lists its product as hypothetical. The transcript has 2 exons. NCBI's taxonomy places the organism in Eukaryota, Fungi, Ascomycota, Sordariomycetes, Hypocreales, Hypocreaceae. The record is from RefSeq and is a predicted model, not a curated record. Bases 137 to 676 code for a protein of 179 amino acids.